GAAAAUAUAUUUGGGUAACAAAAUGUAAUCGGAGGCGGAGGGAAUAACUGAGGAGUGAGGACAAUGAGAAUCGGAUCGGUGUUCGACGGCGGCGAGCUGAGAAGGGAAUUCGAAAAAAGUGGAAUUGACCCAAAAUUCAUUCGAAUCAUAUGGAAGCGUGUGGUUCUCAGUCUGAACGAAAAGGAGGAAUGGGAUUGGGAAAAACAAGUUCCUUCGUUGCCUUCGUCAGCGUACUCUCUGCUUCGUUCCAACCUGGGAAGCCCUCUCUCUUCCUCUCUGCACUCUGUUUUCCACUCUGCCGAUAACCUAACCUCAAAGCUCCUCAUCAAGCUUCGCAAUGGAGCUUUUGUGGAGGCUGUGAUAAUGAGGUAUGAUACUCGUUUGGGCAAAUAUGCUGGUAAACCCCGUCCUGGCGGUCUUAGAGCUACUUUGUGCAUUUCAUCUCAGGUAGGAUGCAAAAUGGGUUGCAAAUUCUGUGCAACUGGAAGCAUGGGAUUCAAAAAUAACUUAUCAUCGGGAGAAAUUGUGGAGCAGUUGGUUCAUGCUUCCAGUUUCUCACAAAUCCGCAAUGUUGUAUUCAUGGGAAUGGGCGAGCCUCUGAACAACUAUUCUGCUGUGGUAGAUGCUGUUCAAAUCAUGACUGGAUCACCAUUUCAAUUGUCAUUGAAGAGGAUUACCAUCUCAACUGUUGGCAUUAUCCAUGCUAUCAACAAGCUUCAUAAUGACCUGCCAGGUUUGAACUUGGCAGUCUCACUGCAUGCACCAGCCCAAGACAUCCGUUGCCAGAUAAUGCCUGCUGCUCGUGCUUUCCCUUUGGAAAAACUUAUGGAUUCACUGCAAGAAUAUCAAAGGAAAAGUCUGCAGAAAAUAUUAAUUGAAUACAUAAUGCUUGAUGGGGUGAAUGAUGAAGAGCAGCAUGCCCACCAAUUGGGGAAACUGUUGGAGACGUUUCAAGUGGUAGUGAACUUAAUACCAUUCAACCCCAUUGGUAACUUGAGCCAAUUCAAACCAACCACGGAGCAGAAAGUCUCAAAAUUUCAGAAAAUUCUUAGGGGUACCUAUAAUAUUCGAACUACAGUUCGGAAGCAGAUGGGACAGGACAUAAGUGGUGCUUGUGGACAAUUGGUGGUUAACAUACCUGACAGGUCCCUUGCCAAUGCAUAUCCUCUAACGGACAUAGAAGAUCUUGUUAUUUGAUAUCAUAUAGGUUCAGUUUAAUUCUUGCCCUCACUUUUAAAAUUUUGUUUCCUAGUUUAUGCAUUGUUUUCAAGUUUCAAUCCACAGAAAGAAAUUAAAGGUAGAAUUCAAGGUGCACUCGGUGAAGUGUUCGAGUACAUUUUAGGUUUUGAUAUAACUAAUUCUGAAAGAAAUGGUGUGAUUAAUAUC
This is a messenger RNA of Abrus precatorius (Indian licorice), 1386 nucleotides long. RefSeq names its product dual-specificity RNA methyltransferase RlmN. Gene Ontology annotation, molecular function: iron-sulfur cluster binding; RNA methyltransferase activity. The coding region runs from base 64 to 1197 and encodes 377 amino acids. The transcript is spliced from 7 exons. The record is from RefSeq and is a predicted model, not a curated record. Gene Ontology annotation, biological process: rRNA base methylation; tRNA methylation. NCBI's taxonomy places the organism in Eukaryota, Viridiplantae, Streptophyta, Magnoliopsida, Fabales, Fabaceae.